UAUAACAAAUAAUUUGAGCUAUGAGAUGUCGGAAGAGUCGGGGACGAGCAGCUCCAGUUGGUGGGGACUAGGUUCCAGUGUCGCCAGUAACUUGUCCGGCAACUUACCUACCAACUUGACCAGUAACCUGACCAGUAAUUUGACCAGUAAUUUGACCAGUGGUGUAGGCUCUUUCUGGAACAAAGCAAAAGAAACCGGUUCUUAUGUGUACGAGUUUACAGCAAACGACUUCAAUGAAGUAAAGGCGUCCCUAACACAUGAUAUUAUAGCCCCCUCCGCCUCUGCACUCAAACACAAGCUUCAGCCACACGCACAGUAUGGGUCACUUACAGACUCCGUGGCUACAAUGCUGGGGAACGUGUCCGACUACCUGGCCCCCGAACCGGAACACGUGGAGUAUGUAUCUAGAUACGGAGAAGAUAGGAUAAAUGCCAUACAUACCUCCCAGGAUACGUAUCUCAGUCACAAAACAGACGACCACUACAAGGAAUGGAGCACUACCUUUACUCUGGAGGACCACACCCAUGAAAUAAGCCGCCUGCUUGUCGACAAUCAGAAACUCAGAGACUUACACACGCUACUGGUACCAGCCGAACUGAGUUACACAAACUUCUGGAAGAUCUAUUAUUACCGAAGCGAAUUAUUUUCCAUGGAAAAAGCAAGACACGAGGCCUUGUUAUCGAGGGUAGACAACGAAGAAGCAGAAGAAGAACUGAAAUGGAGUGAUGAUGAAGACGAGGAGGAGGAAACGCCCGAACUGAUCAGUACUUCUGAAGAAAGUAAAGAGACGAUAGAAGGGAGCGGAGCUAACAUUAUCACUGAGCAGCCUGUAUCUGUGGAGACUUGUACCGAGGGAACUGUCACUCCUGGUGAUAAGUCACCACAAGACCUUACAUCAGAGAGUACUAAUUUAGUGACCGAAGAAGAGGUGGAAAUAAAAGCAGAGGAUACAGAAGAGAUACUGAAGCCAGAGACAGUCAAAACGCAAGAAAUAGUUGAGGCAAAAGAAUCAGUUGAGACACAAGAAACAGUUGAGACACAAGAACCAGUUGAGACACAAGAAACAGUUGAGGCAAAAGAACCAGUUGAGACACAAGAAACAAUUGAGGCAUCACAGCCAGAGACUGUGGAAACACAAGAAACAGAAUCGAUGCAGUCCUCAUCCGCCGUAAUGUCGGACUCCACUGAUCCUAAAAUUGAGGUUUCCUCCGAGGAAGGCUCGUACGACGUUGUUAAACACGGAGAGUUGGAGCGUCCCCCAUCUGUCCAAGAUGACGAAGAUUUCGAAAAAGAACUGGAUCAAAUGAUGGAAAACAUCAACGUUGACGAACCAACAGCAUCAGGCAUGGACGAUGAUGGUGACUGGGAGGAGUGGGACUGACACCUAUUUUUAUAUCAGAAAUUAAUGGGGAAUCUUUCUAGGCUCGACAUGUUUAUUGGAUAUAUUUUAUGGGCCAAUUUGACUACGAAUAAAGGGCGACUCAUUUUGUUGAUACCCUGCGAUUUGAUUUUGCAUGCCACCAUGUAGGGGGAGGGGGGACAGUGGACACCAUGUUACAAAAUAGAUAUAAUACAAAUUACAAUAGAGUUCCUGAAAUGUUAAAUGGGUUAUUUUCUUAUUAACAUAUAGGUUUGGUGAUAGUCACGAUUGUAAAUUAGAUUAUGUUUUAUUUAUGAAUGUUAUACGUAUUGGAAAUUGUCAAUCAAGCUGAAGGUUAAUAAGUUUUACUACAAUUUUAUACGUGCUUUUCGAGACAAUGAAAAGUGACCUAAACGAUGUCAAACAAUGAUUUUCUUACUGUGAAUUUCGAGGUGGUUGUAAUUUUCAAUUGAAGAUAAAUAAAUAAAACUGCUGUAUAAAUGUAAUAUUCUUUGCAGAUAGAAACAUUCCAUCAUGAA
This is a messenger RNA of Bolinopsis microptera, 1899 nucleotides long. Its product is annotated as BSD domain-containing protein 1-like. The record is from RefSeq and is a predicted model, not a curated record. Lineage: Eukaryota; Metazoa; Ctenophora; Tentaculata; Lobata; Bolinopsidae. Gene Ontology annotation, cellular component: cytoplasm. The transcript has 10 exons. The coding region runs from base 26 to 1381 and encodes 451 amino acids.